ACAUGAUCAUACUGUACCUGGAUAUCUAUACACAGUAUGUGUGUAGCACCCUAACCCCAAUCAAUUGCAAGUGAAAGUUGUUAUUACUUCGACUAAUGCAUAUGAUCUGACAUUGUUUCCUUUUACAUCAUGCUAAGAGACCGAAUAGUGAUUGAACUGAGGAUCCUUAACAGCGUGGCGUCGGUUUCUCAAAAUGUCAAACGAUGGAUAUGACUGGCUUUCUAAUUAUCCACGACCAGAUUUGUAUCGCAUUGACCAGCGAUAUGGAACUGCUUCCGGACCGGUACAAGGACACCCGGCUCCGUAUCUCGGUGCGCCGCCAGCAUUACAAACUGCCAUGGCCAAUUCUUCCGGCUAUCCUCAAUCCUCAUAUCACCCAUCCAACCAAGAAUAUAUGAGAGAAAAUGCUCCGUAUGCAAAUACUACCGCCCAGUACGAGGCUGCCGCUUCCAUGCUAGGCUACUACCAGGGACCACAGCCUUACUCCACGCCAUCAACUGCUCCAGUGGCCCCCCAAGGACAGAUCUCUCACCAGCCCCUUACUGACUCUAAAAUUUCAUGGAAAUCAUAUACACCUCAGAAGCCAGACCAUGGCCAUGACACGAAAAGGCGCCGUCUAGACACUUCUACACCAUCCAACCAGCACAGUAUGACAUCUACAGCCACUCCUGCCAUGGCGAAACCGGUCUCAAAAGAAAAUCUCUCGUCCUUUUCCUUCAGCCCUCGUGAUACUUCAGACAAAUCAUUCCUCAAGAAUCGUGUGGACAUCGUCAAACCUCUAAACAAGAUAGAUGCUGCUGUUAGACUAAGUUAUGACCCGCGGACGAUCGCCAGAGAUGUGUUAAUCGCAGCCGGGCGUCAUCCAACGGAACCAGCACUAAACCAUCACCUUUCCCGCUUGCGCGAUGUUUUUGUCCAUGUUGAUACCUCAUCUGACUUGGAAACCUUUCGCUGGGAUAUGGUCGAUAUGCAGCGUGUGAAAAAACCACGUGACCCGCCUCGGGCGCCGAUGCAAGUUUCCGCUCCGCCAAAGGAACCGGCCUUGCACGGCACGCCCGUGCCAACCAUACAAACACAAAGCCAACCCGCGCAACCACCACCCCCUCAAGUGCAACACCCCAACCAACAAAACUCACAAACCCCAGAGCAAACCCAAGCACACUCGCCAGCGCUGACGGAACCCCAGGCUCUACAUAAACCCGUAGUACAGGCGCCGACAAGAAGUCCAAGCAUUCAGCCGGGGAAGAUGGCUGGGAAGAGACCUGGAAGGCCGCCGGGACGCCCGCCGGGACGCCCUCCAGGGAGCUCAAAAGUCCAGGUGGUGGCUCCUCCCGCUCCCACUCCUCUGGUUCCUUAUCAGGUUUAUUCUUGCGAAUGGGACAGCUGUAACGCUGAACUUCAUAACCUGGAAAUGCUCGCCAAACAUAUUUACAAAGUGCACGUACCUUACGCCCUCACCUGUGCAUGGAAAGGCUGCACCUGCGACGACAAGUUCCCCGCAGCCGAACUGGUGAAGCACAUUCGAAGUACUCAUCUUGAACCCAUUGCCUGGAAAUUGGGUGAUGGACCAUCAGUGCCUGGAACUGUUCAAGGUACUACUGGCCACAGCCCGGUUCCUUCGACUAUCCCGGAGUCCCCUAUAGCGGUCGGUGAGGAUUCACUUAUCUUUCCCGCUCAUCAAUCUUCAAUCCGAGCAUUUAAUCGUGUGCAUGGCCAUAAUACACAGCGUGACAAGGCCCAGGGAAUUUUCAAGGCGGUUCAGAGGCUCAAAGAACAGAUUGGGGUUGGGUUGGAUCCCGGCGGAUGUCAGUUGGCCACCCCUGCCCGGAAUGAGAGGGUGAGCAAUGAGGAGGAUGUCUACGAAGUGAAGAUCGAUAGUUAGAAAAGCACGUGUGAUACCCCAUUGCAUUUAUUGGUUUCGUAACCUAUCCUGCAUUACACAGGGUUAGUGUCGAUGCCAGGAAGUGGCGUUUGGCUUGGUUUCGAUUCGAAUAUUC
This is a messenger RNA of Aspergillus pseudotamarii, 1997 nucleotides long. RefSeq names its product putative C2H2 finger domain protein. The transcript has 2 exons. The record is from RefSeq and is a predicted model, not a curated record. Lineage: Eukaryota; Fungi; Ascomycota; Eurotiomycetes; Eurotiales; Aspergillaceae. The coding region runs from base 194 to 1882 and encodes 562 amino acids.